Bemisia tabaci is the source of this 1592-nucleotide messenger RNA. RefSeq lists its product as uncharacterized. The record is from RefSeq and is a predicted model, not a curated record. Gene Ontology annotation, cellular component: cytoplasm. Gene Ontology annotation, molecular function: oxidoreductase activity. NCBI's taxonomy places the organism in Eukaryota, Metazoa, Arthropoda, Insecta, Hemiptera, Aleyrodidae.
CUAUCAGUUCGAGUUUUAUACCCGUGCAGAGCGAUUUUUCUGCUGAAACGGACUGUGCAUUACGAUAACAAAGUAACAUUUUAAGUUUUACCGGAUUUUAAAAAUAUUUUUAAAUUGAAUAGAAUGUUUAGUGAGUAUUUGUACUAUAUGUAAUAAUUGAUCAGUCGGGCUUGGCGUGAAUAAUUACAUGAAUGAAUCUCCUGCCGUCUUUUUUAUAAACUUUUAGUAUCCGUGAGCAUUAAACAAUUCAGAGCUUUAUAUUUUUUUGAAAUAAUUUUAUUCCUCAAACAUAGAAGAUAAUUAGACAGAAAGUUAUAAGAAUGACCGACAUUCAUUCAGUUCUUAUCACUGGUGCGUGGACUGGUAUUGGUCUUGAAUUUACGAGGCAAUUUUUGAAGAACCCUGAGGCGCAAGCACAGAUUGUAAUCGCCACCUGCCUCGUCCCGGAUGAAGCAGCGGACUUACUGGAGCUCCAGAAAAAUCAUUCGAACUUACACAUCUUGGAAUUAGACGUUACAAAAUACAACACUUUUGACAGAGUAGUCUCCAAAGUUAGCGAAAUCGUUGGUGAAAAAGGUUUGACGCUCCUGAUCAAUAAUGCAGGAGCAUACGGAAUAAUGGGUCGACUGGAGAAAAUCGAUCCUGAGGUCUACACCAAAAUUCUACAAGUCAACUGUGUUGCUCCGGUUAUGGUAACGAGGGCUUUCCUACCACUUCUGAAACAGUCAGCUGCUACGAACGCUUCCAAACACGACGAUGGAUUGAGUUUAACGAGAGCCGCAGUAAUAAACAUCAGCUCAAUAUUCGGAUCAAUUAAAGUGACAGGGACGAGCAAAACUUACGGAUCUAUACGCGCUUACGGCUACAAAGAAAGCAAGGCGGCGUUGAACAUGUCCACACAGAUGAUGAGUUCAGAACUCCGAGCUUAUGGGAUCUUGGUAGAGUCCAUACACCCCGGUUUCGUGCAGACUGACAUGACCACGAAAGGGCUGCCCGGGCUCAAGGCAGAACUAUCACCCGAAACCAGUGUUACCAACAUGCUGAAAGUUAUGUUGAGCAUGAAAGAGAAGAUCAAAGAUGGCUACUGCUCAUAUGAUGGAACGAUAUUGCCUUUUUAAAUUUAUGAAUAACUUGGCUUUAUGUUUUUCAACUUUUUUAGGAAAUUACUUGUCGGCAGUAAAACUACCAAACCACGUAUCUCGUUUGCGGCAUUUUAAAAUCUGUACUCCCAUUUUUUAAAAUUAUUAUUUAUUUAACACAUCAAAAUCAGUCCUUGAAGUUUUCACAGAAUUUUCCUCGUGCGGAGAAAAAAAACUAUACAGAAGUUUUGAAAAAUCGACGUCGAAUAACUUUCUAAUCAAGAAAUAUAAUAUAACAGAAAUUGCAAACCGAGAUACAUGGUUUGGGAGCUUUACCAUUGUCAUUUGUUAAUGUUGGCUAUAAUACCUCUUUCUCGAGAAUAUUGUUUAUUUCACGGAAAAGAAUACGGUUUUUAAGAUUGUGUGAUUGAGUAUUUUAAUAUAAAAAAUGCAAUAGUGUAUUUUCUUCGGAAAAUACACUAAAAAAAGAAUAAAUUCGACAGCAGCACCGUU